CGCCUUUGCCGACCUCGGCUACCACAUUUUGCUCGAGAAGCCCAUGGCCGUGACCAAGGACGACUGCAUUCGCAUCCAUGCAGCCGCCACGCGCAACAACGUCUUGCUGGCCGUGUGUCAUGUCAUGCGCUGCACGCCGUACUCGCUCAAGCUGCGCGAGCUGAUUGCAAGCGGCGCGAUCGGCAAGGUGGUCAACAUCCAGCACAUCGAGCCAGUCGGCUUUUGGCACCAGGUGCACUCGUACGUCCGCGGCAACUGGGCAAAGCAAGCGUCGUCGACGUUCAUGCUCAUGGCCAAGAGCUGCCACGACAUUGAUUACCUACAGUUUCUCAUGCAAAAAGACGUGCGCGCCGUGAGCUCGUUUGGGUCGCUCUACCACUUUCGACAGGAGAACAAACCGCCGGGUGCGACCGACCGGUGUCUGGACUGCCCAGUGGAAGCGAGCUGCGUCUACUCGGCCAAGAAGAUGUAUCUCGACGGUCCACCGCAAGUCGCUGCGAGCCCCGUCGAGAUCGAACACUGCGACGGAUCACGGUCCCACACUAUCCCAAGCUCUGGCGCAUGGUACGCUGGUCACCGAUCCGCGGCUGUUGGGCACAACACCUGGCCACUCACGGUCCUGCACGCGCAACCAACGGUGGCCAACAUCACGCACGAGCUAGAGACCGGACGCUUUGGCCGCUGCGUCUACGCCGGUGACAACGACGUCGUCGACAACCAAGUCGUCAACUUUCAGUUUGUCGAUGGCGCAACCGCGUCCUUUAGCAUGGUCGCGUUCACAGAGCAGCAGUGUGUCCGCACCACGCGCGUCUUUGGCACCCACGGCGAGCUCACGGGCAACGGAUCGAACAUCCGCCACUUCGAUUUUCUCAGCCGCAAGAUCACCGAGAUUACGCCGGCGGGGCUGCCGUCCACAUCCAAGGUCAAGGGCCACGGCGGCGCUGAUUUCUUCAUGAUCGAAAACUUUGUGCACGGCGUGCGCACGAAUGAUGCGAGCGUCCUGCUGACGGGCGCCGACGAGAGCUUGGCGUCGCAUCUCAUGGUGUUUGCCGCCGAAGAAGCGCGCUUGACCGAUGCGGUCGUGCACAUGACGAGUGUGUAGGCAAGCCAAUAUUGUCUUGAAUUCGUGUAUUACUAUCUGGUAUUCUUGCAUGCGAC
Saprolegnia diclina VS20 is the source of this 1158-nucleotide messenger RNA. RefSeq lists its product as hypothetical. Bases 44 to 1102 code for a protein of 352 amino acids. The record is from RefSeq and is a predicted model, not a curated record. The transcript has 5 exons. NCBI's taxonomy places the organism in Eukaryota, Oomycota, Saprolegniomycetes, Saprolegniales, Saprolegniaceae.